AUGCCGACGUUGACAACAAUUGCUUUACAAAAUCUAGUCGAACACCGGACAUCCAGCCGCAAUUCGUCGACUUUAAACAACCCACUAACAACCCACAUCCAGACAUCGAAUGCUAAUCGGAGACUCGAUGUGUUUGAGGUUCAAUCGGGUGGAAAUGGAGAAGAAAAAAUGUUGGAUAGUUGUUUGUUUGAUUCAGAUGAUGAUGGGUUUGCAGAUGCUCGGUGUGAUUCGGUGAGUAUUGCUAGCUCGAUUGAUGUAGAUGAUGAUUUUGGGAGGCUAGGGUUUGAGGAUAUGAGUGUGGUGUCGAAUCAAAUUGGGGAUUAUUAUGAUGCUGUUGAAGAUUUCUCGUCAGAUGGAUCUAUGUCAAGUAUAGCUUCUUGUAGGGGCAACUUAGAAUUAGAAUUGCGUAGCACAAGGCUAAAUCUCCUUGUUGAGAUCGAGAAACGGAAGGCUGCUGAAGAUGAUGUUGCUGCUAUGUUUACUCACUGGCACAGAGUCAGCAACUUCCUACUAGCACCCUCAUCAAGUGAUUGCAGUUCUACAAUACAGUUUGACAUCAAUGCAGUGAAGCAGUUAUCUGAGGAAGUUAUUGUUGCUAGAUUUGUCGCGGAUUCCUUGGGGAAGGCUGAAGCAAAGGCAGAAGCUGAGCUGGCUGCACAGGUCAUCAUAGCAUCUAAAGAUAAAGAGAUUUGCAGGCUACGAGACAGGAUGCAGUACUAUGAAGCUAUGAUCCAUGAAAUGUCCCAAAACAACCUUGAAUCUAUGGAGGUGGCACGGAGGCAUAGGGAAAGGAAAAGGGGGCAUAGGAAGUGGUUAUGGGGUUGCAUUGGAAUGUCCAUUGCGAUCGGAGCUUCUAUCAUAGCGUAUUCAUACACUCCAAACAGUUACGCGUUGGAAAGUGUUGGUGAUACACAGCCAGAGGCUGCAUGA
This is a messenger RNA of Helianthus annuus (common sunflower), 930 nucleotides long. RefSeq lists its product as uncharacterized. Lineage: Eukaryota; Viridiplantae; Streptophyta; Magnoliopsida; Asterales; Asteraceae. The transcript is spliced from 3 exons. The record is from RefSeq and is a predicted model, not a curated record. The coding region runs from base 1 to 930 and encodes 309 amino acids.